AUGGCAACCUUCACAAAUCGUGGAUCACGGGACCAGUUACGCGAGUAUUGGAAGUGUCCAGCCUCAGCUGUUGGCUUCUUCAAUUGGAUUCUUGCCGGUGUGGGGACACUCGAAGUGCUGGCGUUUCGAGAGAACACGAAACGGAACAUGGAUUGGCAGGGCGUUUUGCUCAACGACAUUCUGGAAAAAAGUGGGAUUGAGAAGAAGAAGUAA
Messenger RNA from Caenorhabditis remanei, 213 nucleotides. RefSeq lists its product as uncharacterized. The coding region runs from base 1 to 213 and encodes 70 amino acids. The transcript has a single exon. The record is from RefSeq and is a predicted model, not a curated record. NCBI's taxonomy places the organism in Eukaryota, Metazoa, Nematoda, Chromadorea, Rhabditida, Rhabditidae.